Ilex paraguariensis (yerba mate) is the source of this 1057-nucleotide messenger RNA. The record is from the annotation of a GenBank genome assembly. NCBI's taxonomy places the organism in Eukaryota, Viridiplantae, Streptophyta, Magnoliopsida, Aquifoliales, Aquifoliaceae.
AUGGGGCUGGACCACCUGGGUGGGACCUUCGGCGGGAAUCGGAAGCCCACGCCGUUCAUGUGCCAGGUCAUGAAGAUGCUCCAGAUCCAGCCCGAGAAGGACAUCGUUGUCGAGUUCAUCAAGAACGAAGACUACAAGUCAGUCUGUGUUAACUGUCGAUUCUUUCAAGAAAUAUUUGUUUUCUCUUCUAUUUACAGAUAUGUUCGUAUGCUUGGUGCUUUUUAUUUGCAUCUUACAGGGAUAGAUAGUGAUGUGUACCGUUACUUGGAGUCUGUAUACAAUGACUAUCGAAAAUUAAGUGUAGUUUCUUAUGCUUACAUAUUACAUACUUCUAGAUGGACUCUUGAAGCCAUUGGUUCACUGGAACCAAGAUUAAGUGCACUAGAAGACGAUUUUGAGGAGGAAAAAGGAGAGGAUGACCAAAUAGAUGGAUUAGAAGAUGGGGGUCAUGAAAAGGUUUCUUGUUCAGGGAGAAGUAUGAUGGAUCACACAAUCCUGUUGCUGUGUAAUGGCGGAAGGACCUAGUAGAUCAAUAUGUUAUGAUCCUGCCAGGUUCCUCUACACUGACUGUGUGAAGCAAGAAGUAUGAUGGAUCACGCAAUCCUGUUGCCGUGUAGUGGUGGAAGGAUGUGUUCUGGUUUGAAAGCAAUUGAAAAUGGAACAGUGUGAUUAUAAGCUAUAACUGUGUGUAAAUAUGUUUUUGUAGUAGCGUGGGGAUUAUGAGAUUACUUUGCAUAAGUGUAGUGUUUACUAAAAAGGAUUUAGACCCCUACACAUAUGGGUGCCUUUAGACAGGUCAAAUAGUUGCCCCAGUUAUAGCAUAGAACGGCUCGAAAAAUCACUGGCAGUAAUGUUUUAUGAUGCUGUAAGGUUUGUCUGCACUAGCAUUCUGCACCUACAAGUGUGUUAGAUCACUAUAUUAUUUGCUUAGCCAUCCUUCACAGACAUGGAUUUCCUUUUUAGAAUCAAUUUGGAAUUCAAUUUCGCAUUUUACACAACUAGUUGUUGCACGUGAAUUAUUUUGCGGUAGUGGAAACAACGUUUGAGAUUAUUAUAA